Molecule: messenger RNA, 1809 nt
Organism: Rotaria sordida
Lineage: Eukaryota; Metazoa; Rotifera; Eurotatoria; Philodinida; Philodinidae
Source: the annotation of a GenBank genome assembly
AUGCCACCAAAAAAUCAACAACUACGUAAAAGUUAUUCCAAGCGUUCAUCAUCAUCUGUUGUCAACGAUGAAUCGAGUGAUGAAAAAGGAGCACGCAUCAAAUCGACAACAAAUACUGCUCCAAAUACCACUGUUAAAAAGACAGAUACAGUUGAACCAUAUCAUUGCAAAGGAAAAUUUUUGGAAGAUUUCGAAGCUUUAUGUCGACAAGCACAAAUCACAUAUAUUGUUCCGAUUGUACCACGACCACAUCCACCAGGAACUCCAGUGGCAGCAUCAUCUAUAGUUGAUAUUAAAGAUAAAGCAGCACCUAAAACAGCUAAAGGUGCAGCAGUUAAAGAACGUGAACCCACUGCUCAACCACAACAACAACAACCAAGUGAAGCUGAUAGUGGAGAAGCUUCUCAUGAAGAUUCUCUACCAAAAACAUAUUCCCUACGUGAUAAUCUUGAAUAUUUCAAACCAAAAAUUCAAGUUGAAAUGGAUAAUCCAGAAAAACAAGAUACUCUUACAGAAAUUCUUAUUCGUGCAUGGAAAAUUGAUCGUGCAAUAUUAGAUAUAUUUGCUCAAUCAUUUCCUACACUUGAACGUUUAACUACUCUUCAUUUUUGGCAUACAGGUUUAACAGAUGAUACACUUAAACAAUUAGCUUCUAUUCUACCAAAAUGUCCUAGUAUUCGUGCACUUAUACUUGAUGCUAAUCCAAUACCAUUUGAACAUUAUGAAGUUCUUUUAACAGAUGAAAAUUCACCAAUUAUUAAUUUAUCUCUUCGACAUUGUCAAAUAACAGAACGUGGUGCUUCUUUAAUCGCUCAAGGUUUAGGAACAGAACGUCGACAAAAUAAAAAAUUACAAACACUUAAUCUAGCUUAUAAUUCAUUAGGUGAUGAGGGUGCUGAACAUAUUGCACGAAGUUUAAAAUUUAAUCGUACUUUACUUGUAUUAAAUUUAAGUUCAAAUGAUAUCAGUGAUUUAGGUGCACAAAAAUUUGCUGAAGUUUUAAGUAAAUUUCCUUUAACAGAAGAUGAAUUAAUUUAUCGAAGAAAAUUAUUACUACAUUCAUCAAUAUCUGAAAGUGCACCAAGUCUUCCCUCAGGUGUUGGAAGAAAAAAAUCUGGAGUUACUUCAACAACACUACCAUCAAAAGGAAAAGGUGGUGCUGGUGGUACUGUAGGAAAACCUGAUAUAAAAGAAACUACUAAACCACCAAAAAAAGAUGAUAAAGCAGCUAAAAAAGGUGCUACAAUUGCUGAAACUAAACCCGGUAAAGGUGCUGCUGGUAAACAAAGUACAGAAAAACUUGCAAAAACAGCUGGCAAUCCAAAAGGUUCUGCUGUACCGCCUGGAAAUCGUUCAGCACCACAAAGUGAACUUGAUUUUAUUAUUAAUGAUGGAAUACCAUUACUUGAUCAUAAUGCUGAAUUAUUAAAUAAUGAUCUUGUUUUACCAGGAAAUAGAUGUUUACUUAGUUUGAAUUUAUCAAAAAAUCGAAUGACUGAUACAGGUGUACAAUAUAUUCUUAAAGCUAUUCAAUAUCAAGAAAUGUUUAUAAAAUUGAAUAUUUCAACACGAAAUUUAUCAUCAACUACAACGCCUUCCAUACCUAAUCAAGGUCUUCUUAGACUUGAACUACAAAGAAAUGAUUUUAUUAUUAAUGAAUGUGAAGCAUAUGAAAAAAUUCAAACAUUAUUAAAAAAUCGUCGUGAACCUAUUUUUAAAAACAAAGACAAUCAAGAUGAAACAUCAACCGGUGGAAGAGACACGGUCGGAACUCCACAUGCAAGAUCACGCCAAGGGGUGAAACAUUGA